Messenger RNA from Protopolystoma xenopodis, 201 nucleotides. NCBI's taxonomy places the organism in Eukaryota, Metazoa, Platyhelminthes, Monogenea, Polystomatidea, Polystomatidae. The record is from the annotation of a GenBank genome assembly.
AUGGGCGAAUGUGAAGUUGGCACGACGCAAAAGAGAUACAGCAGACCGGACUGGCACACUUUCGGCCUGACCUCUGGCCAUGUUCAUGUGCAUGUCACUGUCAACGUGAGCAUCGGUGCGGGCUCGUGUGGAGGUGACGGGGAGCGCACGAGUCGGAAGCCAUCAGAACGGAGCGUCGGUCUGAGAUGCUCAAGCACUUAA